Messenger RNA from Saccharomycopsis crataegensis, 600 nucleotides. RefSeq lists its product as uncharacterized. The record is from RefSeq and is a predicted model, not a curated record. The transcript has a single exon. Bases 1 to 600 code for a protein of 199 amino acids. NCBI's taxonomy places the organism in Eukaryota, Fungi, Ascomycota, Saccharomycetes, Ascoideales, Saccharomycopsidaceae.
AUGAGAUUUGAUAUAUUGAUGAUGAUGGCAGGAUUGGCCAGUGCCUCACCAAUAAAGUUCAAAAGAGAUCAAAUUGUCGAAUACAAUGUCACCACCACCACCUUCAUCAAUGGCACUGUACAUCAUGGAUCACCAAUAUCCAAUAAUGAGACUGUGUCUGAUUUAAACCUCCAAGAUAAGUCUCUAGGACUCUGGAUGUUUUCCUCGGGAUCCAAUGCUUGUGAAACCACCAACAAGCUCCACUAUGGCGGGGCGCAUCCAGCUUCGAUAGAGUACACCGUCACAGACUAUUACGACAAGAAAUAUUAUCAGCUCAUGUGGAAGUUCAGUGCGGAAAAGUUCAGUAGCAACGACAAGAUGCCAUCAAUCAGUUUCCAAAACACCGACGGUUACGACAUCAAGACCACGCAGACCAAGGGUAGCCUGGACUUUUCAGUCCAGUGGUACGCCAAAGACUGGGAGCAGUUCAAGACUUAUCCAUUGAGUUUGGACGUUACAUAUGGCGAUAACUAUACCAUAAGAUAUUCCAGAAGCUGUGAUGGUGAUAAGAGCAGGCGAUGUGAGAUGAUUCAAUUCCCAUUGAAUCCCCCAGAAUGCUAA